AUGGAGGAGCUCGCUACAUGUGCGCUUUUUGUCCUCGUUUUUGACCUGGCGUUGGGCUGGACGUACUGGAUACUGGUGCUCCAGCUCCAGCCUCCGGACCGCGGGGGACUGCUGUGGUUAUGGGGGUUCGGAGCAGUCAAAUGGAUAACUUUGCAUUAUCUAUCUCGGAUUCUGACUGCAGGGAAGCCCGGGCCCGUACUUGUCAGGUUGGUGUGCCUCCUCAGCCUCCUGUGGCCCGUCACAGAGAGCGCACUCAUGGUCGCGUCCAAAGAGGAUCGCCCCUACACGGGACCCCCUCCAGACCUGAGCGCAGUCCUCUUCCGCGCCCUGGCCUCGCUGCUGGCCUGUGUGGUCUGGGAAAGGGGACUGUAUGAUGAGAAAUCUGCCAAAAGGAAAAAGCCACAAGUCCACGGAGCAGGACAGCUGUUCAGGAGGCUGCUGCAGUUCUUCAAGCCGGACUGGUUCUACCUCUGCACGGCCUUUGGAGCUCUGGUUGUGGGCGUCAUCUGUGAUGCAUUAAUUCCACUUUACCAGGGAGAGGUUAUUGACAUGAUGAGAGCCUCCAUGGUUGAAGUAGACUUUAUUCUUGCCGUUACAAAGUUGGCAGUUGUCUCUCUGAGCAGUGCAAUGUUUUCCGGAACCAGAGGAGGGCUCUUUAUGUUCAGCUUGGCCAGACUGAACCGGAGACUGAAGCACCUCCUCUUUCACACACUUCUACAGCAGGAAAUACAGUUCUUCGAAGAGAAAAAGUCUGGUCAGUUAUCGUCUCGGCUGCACUCGGAUGUGGACCGAAUGGGGCGCACUGUGGCCCUGAACGCAAAUGUGUUGGUCCGCAGCGUGGUGAAGACCUGCCUGAUGCUGGUGGUGAUGGUGCGCCUGUCCUGGGAGCUCACGGUGCUCACGGUUUUGGAGAUGCCACUUUUAGGCCUGGUUCAAAACAAGUACACCACACUGUCCACGGAGCUGAAGGAGCAGAUCCAGGCGCACCACGCUCAGAUCAGUGACCAGGUUUUACAGACGGUCAGCGGCAUCGAGACUGUCCGCAGUUUUAACGCAGAGAAGGUGGAGAUACAGAGGUACAGCGCCGCUCUGGAGCAGCUGCGGCAAGUGAAGAGACAGUAUGGGAUCUACAGUUCUUCCUUCACUUUCAUUAGAAGGAUAGUGAGUCUUGGGAUAAGGAUCCUGUUUUUGGUGAUGGCAAGAAGACUCCUCCAGAACGACCAGCUCAGCAUUGGGAGUUUGGUUACUUUUCUGUUGUACCAGAAGCCAAUGUCGUCCAACCUGAGGGAGAUCAUGUAUGGAUAUGGAGAAACAAAGAGCACUGUUGGGAUCAUCGCCAAUGUGUUCACUUAUUUGGACCGGAAACCAAAGAGUCAGACUGCAGGAAACUUGGCACCAGAGAAACUGGAGGGAAGAAUAGUUUUUGAAAAUGUCUCCUUCACUUACGCCUCCACGUCAGCGGAAAAAACAACCCCCACUGCACUCAAGUCCGUGUCUCUGGAGCUGCGUCCGGGGAAGAUGACGGCUCUCGUGGGUCCGUCUGGCAGCGGGAAAACAACCUGUGUCAGUCUAUUAAAGAGACUUUAUGAACCACAAGAAGGACGCAUCCUGCUGGACGGAGAACCGCUGCAUCAAUAUGACCUGACAUAUCUCCAUAAGAAGAUGGCAGUUGUAUCCCAGAACCCUGUGUUGUUUUGUGGAUCUCUGAAGUACAACAUUGAGUAUGGGCUGAAGGAAAGCAACAUGGACACAGUGCAAGAAGCUGCAGCAAGAAUCAAAGCAGAAUCUCACUUUUCAGAACUUAACAAUGGAUAUGACACAGACGUGGGGGAGUCCGGGGGGAAGCUGUCGGAGGGGCUGAGGCAGAGCAUCGCGGUCCUCCGAGCUCUGGUCCGAGAUCCACAGGUCAUCAUCCUGGACGAGGCCACCAGCAAACUGGACGUCCACGCACAACACGCCGUCCUGGAGGAGGUCCUGUCUGGGGAUCGGACCGUGCUGGUGGUGGCUCAUCAGCUGGAGACUGUGGAGAAAGCAGACCACAUCAUCUAUCUAGAAAAUGGACAAAUUGUGGAAGAGGGAACGCACCAAGACCUGAUGAACAAGAGGGGGCGCUACUAUAGUCUAAAAGAGGAACUAUUUCACUCUGAGGGAAACUGGAGCAGACUCUCAGAGAAAGGUCCUCUGUACAGUGGCCAUGUCUGCUGCUUCAGCUCUGAUCUGUCUUUUCGAAAUCGCUCCUUUUCACCGCGUUUCUGGAGGCUGUGGAGCCGCCAUCCCCCCGCGCAGCCUGCAGCCAGCCGAUGCAUUCACGUGGACAGCCCGCCCAUCACUCCGACCCUCACCACCAGCUAUGCCCACGGGACGUCCUCUGUUUCUCUCCUACAUGCAACUAUCCCAGAACUGCUGCUCAGCACCGUGGAGCUUGUACCGGACCGAGAGGCGGUGGCCUUUCUGAAGGAUGGGUGCCCUGAAGCUGACGGUAUCUGA
Messenger RNA from Knipowitschia caucasica, 2487 nucleotides. Lineage: Eukaryota; Metazoa; Chordata; Actinopteri; Gobiiformes; Gobiidae. The record is from the annotation of a GenBank genome assembly.